AUGUCUUCCAAAGAAUAUGAUUUGAUUGUGCUCGGUGCGAACGGCUAUACGGGCAAGAACGUUGUUGAGUAUAUAAGUACGCAUUUGCCCACAGACCUGAAAUGGGCUGUUGCAGGAAGGACACAUUCAAAACUUGCAAGCCUUGUUGAUGAAUUGAAACCCUUGAACCGUGACCGAGUUUUACCGGGCAUCGAAGUAGUCAAAUUGAAGCCAAACGAGCUACAUGCUUUGGUAAAGAAAGCCAAAGUCUUGAUCAACACCGUAGGACCAUACCAUCUGCACGGUACACCAGUAGUGGAAGCCUGCGCAAAUAAUGGAACGCACUACCUCGACGUCACAGGGGAGAGUCCAUGGGUACUCGAUAUUAUUCGCAAGUAUCACGAAACAGCAAAGCAAAACCACGCCAUCAUCAUACCCAUGAUCGGUAUCGAAUCCGCGCCCCCCGACCUCCUUUCCUUCGCUCUCGUCACUCUCAUCCGCUCCCAGUACUCAACCGGAGUCCGCGAGAUUACAAGUGUCCUCCACAAGAUGAAAUCCUCACCAUCUGGAGGCACUCUCUCUACGGCUCUUACAAUUCUUGACAGCUACAGUCUGCCCCAAAUUGCCAAAGCCAACUCAGGCGAUUGGUCCAGCUCGCCCGUUCCACAUCCCAAGUCUCCAUCACGCCCACUACCAGCACAUCGAAGAGGCGUGUUCCGCAAGAACUUCGGCGUUCGCAGAAUUCCCCAUCUCGGCACCUGCACCACCUCUGUCGCUGCGGGCGCCAAUACCAUGACUGUUCAGCGAACAUGGGGGUUGCUCGACAAGGGACAAUUUUACGGGCCCAACUUCCAGUAUCGAGACUAUGCUGUUGUGCGAAACGCGUUUGUGGGAGCCAUCAUCCAUCUUAGUCUCGCGAUUGGAAUUCUAGCGCUUGCAAUACCGCCAUUACGGUGGCUAGCGAAGAAGCUGGUGCCGCUUGCCCCGGGUCAAGGCGCCGCACGAGAUGUGGCGAAGAAGGAUAUCAUUGAGUUCAGGGCCGUGGCGACGGUAGACGAGGACAUGGAGAAGCCGAGGAAGGCGUUUGGGAGGCUGAGGUUUGAAGGAGGUAUGUACUAUUUGACAGGCGUAUUCCUUGCGGAGGCAGCAAUGGUAUUGCUGAAGGAGGAGAAGCUGGUGGAGGAGCUAGAUGGUGGACUGUUGACGCCAGCAAUGCUUGGGCAGGCAUUUAUUGAGAGGAUGACGAAGGCUGGGGUGGUGCUGGAGUUGGAAAUACUACCAGAAGGAGCAGAGUGA
Bacidia gigantensis is the source of this 1275-nucleotide messenger RNA. RefSeq lists its product as uncharacterized. Gene Ontology annotation, cellular component: lipid droplet; plasma membrane; mitochondrion. The coding region runs from base 1 to 1275 and encodes 424 amino acids. The record is from RefSeq and is a predicted model, not a curated record. Gene Ontology annotation, biological process: glycolipid biosynthetic process. The transcript has 2 exons. Lineage: Eukaryota; Fungi; Ascomycota; Lecanoromycetes; Lecanorales; Ramalinaceae.